Molecule: messenger RNA, 2309 nt
Organism: Drosophila guanche
Lineage: Eukaryota; Metazoa; Arthropoda; Insecta; Diptera; Drosophilidae
Gene: Ror
Product: tyrosine-protein kinase transmembrane receptor Ror
Exons: 8
Coding region: 130-2187 (685 amino acids)
Biological process (GO): cell surface receptor protein tyrosine kinase signaling pathway; protein phosphorylation; multicellular organism development
Cellular component (GO): signaling receptor complex; membrane
Molecular function (GO): transmembrane receptor protein tyrosine kinase activity; protein binding; ATP binding
Source: RefSeq, a predicted model, not a curated record
AUCAACAACCCCUAUUAGGCUGAUAAGGGAAGAAAAUUGCAUUUAUAUUUUAGACAAUAUUUUCAUUGUAAAAGUCAAAUAUGUCAAUUAAAUUACUCCGAUAAAUAUAAAUAAAUAAAACUGUUCAAUAUGGAGAAAUAUUUCAAUUUUAUUCUGAGCAUUUUAGUAAUGCUACCAGCAAUGAAAAAUCAAGAUGUGUUUGCAAGUAAUGUUGUGUUUGGAAUGAAUGGUUUUCAGCAAUCUUCAGGAAUUUGUCAUUUAUACAAUGGUACCAUUUGUCAAGAUGUUUUAAGAAACGUCCACGUUUUUAUAUCGCCGAAUCUCACCAUGAAUGUCAUAGAGGAACGACUGAAAGCCGCUUAUGGUGUAAUCAAAGAAUCAAAGGAUAUGAAUUCGAAUUGUCGAAUGUAUGCCUUACCCAGUCUAUGCUUCAGUUCGCUACCAAUUUGUCGAACUCCUGAACGAACAAAUCUAUUGUACUUUGCAAAUGUCGCAACGAAUGCCAAGCGUAUGAAAUUUCAAAAUACAACGACACGAAAUAAGAGGACUAAAACUAGAGAUAUUAAAAACAUAAAUAUGUUUUUAAAAAAAAAGUCCACUGUUUAUGAGGAUGUGUUCAGAAACGAUAUUUCGAGUAACUACCCACCAACUAGAGAAUCUGAAAAUGUAAAACGCAUUUGUCGGGAAGAAUGCGAACUUUUAGAAAAUGAACUUUGCCAAAAGGAGUAUGCCAUUGCCAAGAGACAUCCCGUCAUUGGUGUGGUUGGAGUAGAAGAUUGCCAAAAGUUACCACCACAUAAAGACUGUUUGUCUUUGGGAAUAACUAUUGACGUAGAUGAAAAUGAGAAAUGCUACUGGGAGAACGGUUCAAGCUAUAGAGGGAUACAAAAUUCAUCAGUAUCUGGAAAAUCUUGUUUAAGAUGGUCUUGGUUAAUGAAAGAAAUAUCCGACUUUCCCGAACUUAUUGGUCAAAAUUAUUGCAGGAAUCCCGGAAAUGUUGAAAGUAGCCCUUGGUGUUUUGUGGAUUCUUCGAGUGAACGAUUUAUUGAACUUUGUGAUAUUCCCAAAUGUGCUGAAAAGAUUUGGAUAACCAUUGCUUGGACGACCGGAGCAACCAUCAUUGUUUUCAUAAUAUUUUUGUCCAUAUUACUUUUUCAAAGGAGAAAUUUUAUGCACUAUGGGAUGAGCAAUAUUCAAAACAUAAAUACACCUAGUGCUGAUAAAAAUAUAUAUGGAAAUGCACAGUUUAGCUCUAACCAAGAUGUGGGAAGAAUUCAUCUAGGCAAUAUUUCGGAUAAUAUUUCCAUAGGACCUAAGACCUCGGAACGAAACACUAUGUUGAGAAUAUCACAUUUCACAUUGCAAGACGUUGAGUUCUUAGAAGAGCUGGGCGAAGGAGCUUUUGGUAAAGUAUAUAAAGGACAACUGAAACAAUAUAAUAAAACCGUCACAGUUGCUAUCAAGGCCCUGAAAGAAAACGCUUCAUUGAAAACGCAACAAGAUUUUAAGCGUGAAAUUGAACUAAUAUCGGACCUAAAGCACCAAAAUAUUGUCUGUAUAUUGGGUGUAGUUUUGAAUAAAGAGCCUUACUGUAUGCUCUUCGAGUAUAUGGCUAAUGGUGAUGUGCACGAGUUUUUAAUUUCGAACUCACCAAGUGAAGGUAAAUCACUUACACAGCUGGAAUUUCUACAAAUUGCAUUGCAAAUCAGCGAAGGAAUGCAAUAUUUAUCAGCUCAUCAUUACGUUCAUCGGGAUCUGGCUGCUCGUAACUGUUUGGUCAAUGAGGGAUUGAUCGUCAAAAUUUCUGAUUUCGGAUUGUCCAGAGAUAUUUACAGCUCAGAUUAUUACCGGGUCCAGUCAAAGUCGUUAUUACCUGUACGCUGGAUGCCAUCAGAGUCUAUUUUAUAUGGAAAAUUUACAACAGAAAGUGAUGUGUGGUCAUUUGGAGUACUGCUUUGGGAAAUAUACAGCUAUGGAAUGCAGCCAUAUUACGGCUAUAGUAACCAAGAAGUAAUCAGCUUAAUUCGGUCAAGACAGUUACUUUCCUCUCCAGAAAACUGUCCAGCAGCAGUUUAUUCUCUUAUGAUAGAAUGCUGGAAUGAGCAAUCAGUAAAACGUCCUACAUUCACAGACAUUUCGAACCGUUUAAAAACGUGGCAUGAUGGGCAUAUUAAUGAAAAUAACUAAGUAAACAAUGAUAGUUGUAUGUUCGCUAUGAUAUUACAUUUUCUACAAAUCUCAGUUAAUAUACGUUUAAGUUUUCAAUGAAAUAAAAAACUUAGUCAUGUGAUUACUGGGUGUUGGGCACA